Mollisia scopiformis is the source of this 589-nucleotide messenger RNA. RefSeq lists its product as uncharacterized. Lineage: Eukaryota; Fungi; Ascomycota; Leotiomycetes; Helotiales; Mollisiaceae. Bases 161 to 505 code for a protein of 114 amino acids. The transcript has a single exon. The record is from RefSeq and is a predicted model, not a curated record.
AAAACGUAGAUAUGGAACGAGAUAAGAAGCAGAUCAGACAGCUCGUCUAUAAAUAUGUUGUCCAGGCCACCGCUAAGCAGUGUACCUAGGUCCAAAGUCCACGUUGGAGACUCAUGUGAUAGAUCAGGUGACCAUCCUUCAAGUCUUUCCCCUUUCAACGAUGAGGAUUGAGCGGUGUGAAAUAUUGAAAAUCAAAAAGCAUCAAAUAAACAAUCAACAAGGUUCGCUGUCGUGUCUCCAUCCUAGGAUUGAAAACGUGGGCAUAUGGCACAUGGCAAGCCAGGAUUCUCACCACGGCGGCGGUGCAGUUGUGAUAUCCCGAAUGCUUGUCGUCCUCUCGUAUGCUGAAUACCACUUUCAAUGGCCUGCCGUUGCUGCGAGUCAUGGAUCAGCACUUAUUGAUCCAAAUAUUAACCAUAUGCGAGUAACCCGUUCCACGUCAGCCACCGUAUCUCGCCGCACAAGUACCUUCCCUUCCACUUCCAGUCGCAGUCGUCCUUUCUAGACCUCUUCCGACCGUUUGGGCUCGAGAGCUGUCAAAGAGACGAUCUCAGAUCUAAGUGAUGCUAGAAUGAAGCUAUAGAGUCGU